GAUCAAACUUCGUUAUCCAAUUUCCAAACCCUAAAUCGCCGGCGCGCUGUGGCGGAGACGACGAUGAGCACGAUGAGAAGGAGACAAGCCCCUGGCGAGGAGCCCUCUUCGGCUAUGGCGGUAGAGACGACGAAGGGGGGCAAGGCAACAUGGUUCUGGGAGGCGGGCGGGAGAGUAGUGGAGACCCAGCCCGUGACUGCCGAGCCGAUGAGCGCAAGCAACGCAGAACAGGCGGAGGACGAGGAGUGGAUCAUCUCAUCAGAUGAUGCCCUCCCCUUCAUCGCGAGCACCCGUCCUCUCCCUCGUAGAUGCCCCAAAUUCCCCGAGAAUGGAAGCGGGAAAGAGAUCUCAGAGUGGAUCAAGGCUUGCGAUAGGGUGUACAAGCUGACUGCCAAUGAUCCUCUAAGCCAUCCUCCUCUCCUGCGCAAGACAAAGAACGACUUUGACACCUCUGGUUCUACUAGUGACUACUUCUACUCAUCAUCAUCAAGACACAGGCAGGUGAUUGUUGGGUUAGCAAGUUCGAUUGUCAACAUUUGCUUCACUGAGAAUGAUGAGUUGCCAAAAUGGAAUUUUAAUGGAAUCAUCAUUGGUCCUUCUGAGUCGGAUGAGCGUGCUUGGAUACUGACCAGUUCUGAAGCUGUCUCUGAUUAUGAAGGAAAACUCGAUCUCGAUCGCAAGCUACUUGUUCAUUUACCAAAUAAGGUCAUUAAGAAUGGAGAGCUUUUGUUCUUUGAUGACUAUUAUGGCUUUGCUAUCAUGGAGAUUUCAGUUGAUAUGCCAAUCCAGUGCCGUUCUUUCGUGUCAAGAUCAGAUUACGGAGAUGAGGUCUUUGUAUUGACAAGAAAGCAUGAUUCUUCAUUGAUGACUACAACAGGGAAGAUCCUAUGGCACAAUGAACCGUAUUUCGGACGCAACCAUUUUUUGUAUCUUAGCUGUGACCUUCCCGCGCGUAUCUCAGGUGGAUUGGUAAUGGAUCGAGAUGGAGAUAUUGUUGCAAUGACUUUCAAUUGUGGCUGCCCAAAAACUGCCGUGCUUCCUAGCUUCAUUAUCAAGAAAUGGAUUGAAAUGGAAAGCAACUUCAGGUGUAUAGCUCGUCCUGUACAUGGUUUGUCUUUAAGAGCAGUGCAGUUUUUGGAUAUGUCAAGGAGGGAAGAAAUCUUAUAUAAACACAACAUUGAUAGUGGUUACCUUGUCGAUAAGGUAAAAAUGAACUCCACUGCAGAAAUCAUUGGGAUUAGGCGUGGGGAUGUGAUUGUUUCAGUUAACGGGGUGUGCUUUCAGAAUAUGCUAGAGUUGGAGGAGUAUUUGCUUUCUCUUGGCUGGAAGUUUCUGGAGAGGAAAAAUAAAUCAUCCAAGAUUGUUCUGAAGUUAAAGGUUUAUGACCCCAUCAAGUGCCUGGAGCACACUCUCAGCCUGCCUCUGGGAUUUUCUUGCCUUACAGCAGUUAAGGAGAGGGUGAAGGUGCAAGUAACUGAGAAGACAUCACCAGGCAUUAAGCGCAAGAAAACUACUAAUGUACCGAUGCCACCUGCGUAAGAAUUGAUAAAAAGUGAGUCCUGGGCAAGCUGGAAGCUUAGGCUGGCGCACAGAAAUAUAGUGCUGGUUACUGGUAGUUAGGCCUUGUUUAGAUGCGAAAAUAUUUUGGAUUUCGCUACUGUAGCAUUUUCGUUUGUUUGUGGUAAAUAUUGUCCAAUUAUGGACUAACUAGGAUCAAAAGAUUCGUCUCACGAUUUACAGAUAAACUGUGUAAUUAGUUUUUAUUUUUAUCUAUAUUUAAUGCUUCAU
Messenger RNA from Sorghum bicolor (sorghum), 1788 nucleotides. RefSeq lists its product as uncharacterized. Gene Ontology annotation, molecular function: protein binding. The coding region runs from base 64 to 1539 and encodes 491 amino acids. The transcript has 10 exons. The record is from RefSeq and is a predicted model, not a curated record. NCBI's taxonomy places the organism in Eukaryota, Viridiplantae, Streptophyta, Magnoliopsida, Poales, Poaceae.